CAUGGACAUCGUUGGCUUUCUGAAGUCUCAAUUCAUUUGCCAUCUUCUGAUCUGCUACAUAUUUAUAGUGUCAGGACUGAUCAUUAACUUCAUUCAGCUCUUUACACUUACACUUUGGCCGAUCAACAAGCAACUGUUCAGGAGGAUCAACUGCAGACUGGCUUACUCCAUUUCAAGCCAGAUGGUGAUGUUGCUGGAAUGGUGGUCAGGCACUGACUGUACCCUCUACACUGACCCAGAGAGCUACCACAAGUAUGGGAAGGAGAAUGCCAUCGUAAUCCUCAAUCACAACUUUGAAAUCGACUUUCUCUGUGGUUGGAACUUUUGUGAAAGAUUUGGGGUCUUGGGGAGUUCCAAAGUGCUUGCAAAGAAGGAGCUCUCCUACAUGCCUAUCAUUGGGUGGAUGUGGUAUUUCCUAGAGAUAGUCUUCUGCAAGCGUAAGUGGGAGGAAGAUCGGAAAACAGUCAUGCAGAAGUUGCUGAAUCUCCGUGAUUACCCUGAAAACUUUUGGUUCCUGAUUCAUUGCGAGGGCACAAGGUUCACAGAACAGAAGCACCAAAUCAGCAUGCAGGUAGCCGAAGCCAAAGGCCUGCCCAAGCUCAAGUAUCACCUACUGCCACGAACAAAAGGAUUUGCUGUCACCGUGCAGUGUUUGAGAAAUGUAG
Messenger RNA from Eurypyga helias (sunbittern), 665 nucleotides. Its product is annotated as 1-acyl-sn-glycerol-3-phosphate acyltransferase delta-like. The annotation marks the transcript as partial. Lineage: Eukaryota; Metazoa; Chordata; Aves; Eurypygiformes; Eurypygidae. The transcript is spliced from 4 exons. Gene Ontology annotation, cellular component: mitochondrial outer membrane; endomembrane system. Gene Ontology annotation, molecular function: 1-acylglycerol-3-phosphate O-acyltransferase activity. The record is from RefSeq and is a predicted model, not a curated record.